Messenger RNA from Anneissia japonica, 1154 nucleotides. Its product is annotated as mitochondrial inner membrane protease subunit 1-like. Lineage: Eukaryota; Metazoa; Echinodermata; Crinoidea; Comatulida; Comatulidae. Gene Ontology annotation, cellular component: membrane; mitochondrial inner membrane peptidase complex. Gene Ontology annotation, molecular function: serine-type endopeptidase activity. The record is from RefSeq and is a predicted model, not a curated record. The transcript has 2 exons. Bases 16 to 540 code for a protein of 174 amino acids.
GUAAUAGUAUACACCAUGCAUCUUUUGCUCCCCAUACGUAUAAGCAUGUUACAUUUGUCAUAUCUGGUUGUGAUGUGGAGCACAUUAAUCAACAAAUUUGGUGUUGCUUUCAAGUAUUCCAUCUUCGGCUACUGUUCACUCCAUUGCAUAUCAGAAUACUUACUUGAUAUUACUCGGUGCACUGGACCAUCUAUGCAGCCAACGAUAUACCACAAUGACAUAAUGCUCACUGAACAUGUUAGCACACACUUCUUCCACAACAUUCACAGAAACGACAUUGUAGUACUUCGAUCACCAUACGAGCCAAACAAGUUAAUGUGCAAACGAGUUGUAAGGAUUGCUUAUGAUGAAAUGCCUUCGACAUCUUGGCCAUUCCUCAGACAGACACAGUUUGUACCUAAAGGACAUGUUUGGGUUGAAGGGGACAAUCAAACGAACUCAAAAGAUUCCAAAGAUCUAGGACCGAUACCUGUUGGUCUUUUAAGAAGUCGUGUUGUGUGUAGAAUCUGGCCCAGAGAUAGAAUUGGUUUUAUAUUAUAGUUUUAAAAAAAGCAUGCACUAAACCUUUCUCUUUUUUAACUAUCUUAUUUUUAGAUAUUUUUAAAUCUCUAUAGAAUGUGCCAAUGAGUUGACAGCAGACCAAGUGGUCAUGUAAUUAACUAUAUUGUUAAUGAGUUCACACCAUCUUUUAUACCUUAAUUGUAUUUUAAUUAGCCUAACAUAUCUCCAUCAGUGGCAGAUUCAAGGAACUCAAAAGAGGUGAGGCCUACAAAGUCAAUUUUACAGGUUCAGACUGCCUCAGCCCCAACGUGAAUUUUUUUGUCUAUAUCACUAUUAGAUGGCCAGAAAUUGCAAUCUUGGACACUUUUAGUUAUUUUCUCUCCCCCCCCCCCACCUUUUUAAUUUUCAAAAAUUUAGGGUUCCUACCCCUUGAAUCUUUGCAUGUCCAUGGAAGUAAUAACACUCUAAAUUAAAAGUGUUUAAAAUCACUUUAUUUUUGGUUUCCCAUGAUUUGAUAGUAAAGUGAAUUUAAACUAUUAUGUCAGCUGGCAUGAUAGCCACUUGAAAUAAUAUGAAUACUGUAAAAUAUGUUUUUUUAGCAAAAUUAAAAGCAAUUGAUAAUAAAAUUUAGAAUGUAAAAAUAAAAUAAAUUU